This is a messenger RNA of Diabrotica balteata, 932 nucleotides long. Lineage: Eukaryota; Metazoa; Arthropoda; Insecta; Coleoptera; Chrysomelidae. The record is from the annotation of a GenBank genome assembly.
CUUACUAAUCCAGUCCAGUCAGUCCAGUCUCCAGUCCAUAGAUAAGCACUCGAAUAUACAGUACAACAAAAAAUAGGAAAAUAUUUUCAAUUUUCAUUAGUUUAUAGUUUGUGUUGUACUUACAAAUUUCUAUUUUAGCAAUUAAACAAGAACAUAAACGAAGAUAAACACGAUAAUAAUGAAUCUAAAAUGGAUUAAUGUAAAUGAAAGAUUAAAAAAUGGAGUAAAAUUAAUAAACUCUCUCUCAACAAAAAAAUUUCAAUUACUUUUGGGCCACAUAGUUGAAGCUGAAGGCGAGAAUCCGUUUACAGAGGAAGAACUGAAAAAACUAAAGGACUCAUUGAAGUUAACUGAGGAUGCAUUGCAACUUCUAGUGCAGUCAAUUUCACAUAUUUUUAAGCAAUCCAGUAAAGUGAUUCUUAAACCAACAGUUUUAUAUAAGCAGCUAUGUGAACAGCUAGAAUUUGAGGAUGAAAAGGCUGAAGAAUUUGUGAAGAUAUGGUGUAAUCACACUAAUGAAGAUUUUGGUAAUUUUAGUAGUAGAAUGAAGCUUGAAAAUGUUUCUUGGGAGUUAAAUAUUCAGGUUGCAGAUCAAAUUAAUAAUAAGCAGAGUGUUCCUAUUGGACGAAUGCAAUUUGAACUUGCACAAUCUGUUGAUAAUAGUAAAAAAGAGAGAAUAUUCAUGGAAUUUAACCAGAACGAACUUCAACAAUUGUAUAAUAAUUUGGAAAAGAUCCAAAUGAAACUUGAUAAUAUAAACAAUGUAGGGCAUUAAUAUUAUCAAAAGAUUUGUCAAAAAAUAAAACUAUUUUUUAAACUUUAUAGUAAGUAUAUUUUUUUUAAAUGUACUACAUAUCUAUGUCUUUUUAUAAUUAGUGAAUACAUCUAGCUUCUAUAUAUUAUACUACCAUGUAUUGUGAUAUUAAUUUAUG